AAUAUUAUCAGCAAAUUUUUUGGUUUAAAAAAUAUCUUUACAGGCUGCCAUCUUGGAUCAUAUUGGAUCAUAUUGAUCAGAAAUUACCUACUCGAGGGACAGGUGGUACAGGUAGUUUUGGGCCGCUCGCUCGGUACCAGGCACUCAAAGAACUUUAGAACACGUGAUCAAAACAGGAUCUGAGAGAUGCAGGUUCCUCGGUGCAAGUUGUUGUUGUAGGUCAGUUGGAUGUGAUUUGCACGGCAAAAUGCAUUUCUCCGUGCCCGAUACCGUCGAACUAAAGGACAAAAAUGGAUCCAAUUAUUUAGCUUACAAUGUACACAUUAAUGGUUCUUUUCACUGUGGUAUUCGAUUUUCGGACCUUUAUCAAUUUAGUGAGCAGCUGCGCAAAGAAUAUGGGCCACGGAUUACAGCAAAGUUUCCUCCAAGGAAGUUACUGUCCUUGACCCCAGUGCAGGUUGAAGAGAGGCGAGCUCACUUGGAGAAGUAUCUACAGGGUAUUUGUCAAGAUCCUGGGAUUGCUUCAAGUUCAAUUUUUGUGGGUUUUUUCCUUAAUGCUCAAAAGGAGUCAUUGAAAGCAUCUCCAGAGGAUGUUCAACUUGAUGUUUAUCUGAUGAAUGGACAGAAGGUUGCAUUGACGAUUCAGUCUACUGACAGAACAGAUGAUGUACUUGAGGCAUUGAUGGCAGAGAUUGGUCUUCAUGAAGAUCUGGUCUACUACUUUGGACUCUUUCUGAUCAAAAGAGCAGACGACGGAGAGGCAGCCAUUGUCAGAAGAUUUCAAGACUUUGAAGCACCUUUUCUGACAAUCAAGCAAGAAACAGGAACCUGCAGAGUGGCUGUCAGAAAAACGCUUUGGGAUCCAAAAAUAGAAGACAAGAUCACUCAGGACAGAAUAGGAAUGAAUCUAUUGUAUGUGCAGGCAGUCAGUGAUUUAGAGAAAGGUUGGACAGUUGGCUCCAAGGAGGCUCAUGCAAAACUGGCAGAACUCAAAAAGAAAGGUGAUAAACUUCAGUUUUUGCGACUUGCAAGAUCACUAAGAUUCUACGGAUACCUUCAGUUUAAACCUUGCAUCACAAAUUACCCUGAAGAAGAUACAAGAGUUAUCAUUAGUGUUGGUGACAGAGAACUGAACUUCAGACUUCAAACUCCAGAUCACAAAAUACAAGAAGGCAGCUUCAAGGUGACAAGAAUGAGGUGUUGGAGAAUAACAGCAUCGAGUGACAUUAAUGAAAAUGGAAAACAGGAGGAACACUUGGAACUAGCCUUUGAAUAUCUCAUAAGGAAAGACCAGAUGGAAUGGAUAACAAUCUACAGUGAUCAGGCAAUCCUGUUGAGCCUUUGCCUUCAGAGUAUUGUCGAUGAAAUCCUCAGAAUAAAAAACGGAAAACCAAUUAAAAGGCCUAAAGAUCGUGCAAAGAUGAAGAAGGAAGCAAGUCCAGGUUUUGAGCGUACCAAUUCUGUGACAUCUGAUGCAUCGACAGAGGGUGACGUAGAACAAGAGAGCAAAACUGUGAAUGGUUCAACUUCUCCAUCCACAAGUCCAGAAGCUAGACAGAAACAGAGUUCACCGGGAAAACCAAAAACAUCCAAACAAUCGGCAGGUAAAGGACAAUCACCCAAACCGGCAACUGCUCCGUCAAGUAAUGCUGCCAUGACAACAAACAAGGUGUUUGAAGGGAUUGGAGACGACGACCUUUGAACUUUGAGCUUGUUGAAAGGUUACAUGGUUAGAGUAAUAUGACUUCUAGCUUUUAUAUUUUAUAAGUCAGGCUUUCAUUUUAUAUUGAAAAAAUUAUGUAUUAUAUAAUAAUGGUAGAUUUGUUGAGAGCCAAUCAGGCAAAAGAUAAAAGUGUUUAAAAUUACCUGUGUGAAGCUAUUGAUUGCACUGAAUGUUAUAAAUCACUGUAUUUUCUUCGCACCGCUAUAGCCAUCUGAACAAUUAAACCAAAGCCUAUGUUCAAAGUCUGACGAUUAGGGGAAACAAAUAUUGAUCACAACAUGUAUGGCAUUUGUUGAGGUGGUGAGAGGCGGUCUUUGCACGCAGUUUAUGAUUUUGGAUCAAAAUGGUGAAAUAAUUGUGCUAAUUUUUACUAUUCUUAAUUUUCACGACAAAUUUAUGUACGUUAAGCGCAGAUGCAUUUGAGGUCAAUUGCAGAUUCUUUCAAAAUAUUAUUCUGGGAAAUUUACCAAAUUAUGUUUAUUGUUAAAAAUUGUGGCAAGAAUUUGUUUAGGUCUGGAACAAAUCAGUUACAAUUAUUAUAAUAAUAUAGAUUAAACUCAGGGGUUCGUUUUUUAUGAUGGUAGAAUGUGACACCCUAAGAAACAGCUAGAAAAACAAGAUUUAUGUGGCUUUAAAACAGAAGUUUCUAUUAUUAGGCUAAAUAUAUUUUAAUUACUCGUUUUCAGUCUUGUGGUGAACGUUUUGUACCCAAUUAUAUUUUACAUUUUGUGUGAGGUUUUGAAGAUAAAUAGGGUUGAUGUUAUUAGUGACUGCAGGGCUCUAUAAAAGGAAAUUUCUGAUUGUACCAUUUCUCAUCUCCAGCCGGCUGGACCGGUCAAUUUGUAGAAAUGGUUUUAGGUGAAUAGAUGCUAGCUUAGCCAGCUGUUUCAGUUAAGGUGGAAGCCAGAAAACGUUGGAGUUUUGGCAGCUUGAGCUCAUGAAAUGAAAUGGCACUGAGUUUCUUUCGUUCUUGCAAAAUGGGCACCCAUCACUUCGUCUCACCAAAAACCUUGUUCUUUUUGACUUGUCAAACUCAGAUAAAUUUCUAUUCUGUUGGCAUUAUACUUCAAUGUUUGCAAGGGUCACUGACAGUGCAAGCUAUUAAGGAGCUUAAGCAAUGACGACGGCGACCCCGAGGACAACGCCUAGUAAAAAAUGAAUUCUAUUUUACCUUUGAUUUUCGCUAUUGUCUAAAUCUGUUUAGUGCGCCUAUUGGUCUGAAAACUUGCUCAAGCUAAAUAUGUAACGCUAGCGUUCGAUUCCAAAUGAAAAUACGAAAAAUUAGUCGCCGU
Orbicella faveolata is the source of this 3015-nucleotide messenger RNA. Its product is annotated as sorting nexin-17-like. Gene Ontology annotation, molecular function: phosphatidylinositol binding. NCBI's taxonomy places the organism in Eukaryota, Metazoa, Cnidaria, Anthozoa, Scleractinia, Merulinidae. The record is from RefSeq and is a predicted model, not a curated record. Gene Ontology annotation, cellular component: early endosome. Gene Ontology annotation, biological process: endocytic recycling; intracellular protein transport.